Messenger RNA from Metarhizium album ARSEF 1941, 1110 nucleotides. RefSeq names its product TPR Domain containing protein. Gene Ontology annotation, biological process: post-translational protein targeting to endoplasmic reticulum membrane. The record is from RefSeq and is a predicted model, not a curated record. Gene Ontology annotation, cellular component: membrane; TRC complex. The transcript has 2 exons. NCBI's taxonomy places the organism in Eukaryota, Fungi, Ascomycota, Sordariomycetes, Hypocreales, Clavicipitaceae. Gene Ontology annotation, molecular function: protein binding; molecular adaptor activity. The coding region runs from base 1 to 1110 and encodes 369 amino acids.
AUGCAGGCUACUCAACAUACCUCCAAGCAGCGCCUGGCGCUCGCCAUCUGCGACUUCCUGAGCACUUCGGCGAGCGACGGCACCCUCACCGCCGACGACAAGGACUCGGUCGAAGUCGCCGUCAACUGCAUCGCCGAGUCGUUCAAGGUCGACCCCGCCGACAAGGACGCCGUCCACGCCGCCGUCGGCACCCAGAGCCUGCUGUCCAUCUACUCCGUCUACGAGAAGCUCAAGGCUUCCACUGGUGCGCCCGGACCUGCGUCUGCUGCCGCGGGCGCCUCGACCGCCGCAGCCGCCGAGCCCACCGAGGACCAGAAGAAGGAGGCCGAGGGUCUCAAGAGCAAGGGCAACACUGCCAUGGCCCAGAAGGACUACCCCAAGGCCAUCGAUCUAUACACCCAGGCCUUGAAGCUGCACCCUUCCAACGCCGUUUUCUUGUCCAACCGUGCCGCUGCCCACUCUGCGACCAAGGACCAUGCCUCCGCCCGCAUCGACGCCGAGGCCGCCGUUGCAGUUGACCCUACCUACACCAAGGCCUGGUCUCGUCUCGGCCUCGCUCGCUUCGCCCUCGGCGAUGCCAAGGGUGCCAUGGAGGCCUACAACAAGGGUAUUGAGUACGAGGGCAACGGCGGCUCCGAGGCCAUGAAGAAGGGCUACGAGACUGCCAAGCGUCGCGUCGAAGAGAUGCAAGCCGAGGAAGGCAGCCUUCCCCGGUCGUCACCUGGGACCGGAGCCGCGCCUGGAGGCAUGCCUGACUUGAGCAGUCUCGCGUCAAUGCUAGGCGGCGGCGCCGGUGGUGCCGGCGGUGGUGCCGGCGGCAUGCCUGAUCUGGGCUCCAUCAUGAGCAAUCCCAUGUUUGCCAGUAUGGCCCAGAACCUCAUGAGCAACCCAGAUCUCAUGAGCAACCUCAUGAGCAACCCUCGCCUGCGCGAGAUGGCCAAUCAGUUCAGCAGCGGUGGUGGCAUGCCCGACUUGAACAGCCUCAUGUCUGACCCGAACAUUGCCGACAUGGCGCGAAACAUGAUGGGUGGCGGCGGUGCGCCUGGCUCGCCAGGCCAGGGUGGCGGCGGUGCGCCUGGCUCGCCAGGCCAGGGCGGCGCCGGACAGUAA